Ambispora gerdemannii is the source of this 945-nucleotide messenger RNA. NCBI's taxonomy places the organism in Eukaryota, Fungi, Glomeromycota, Glomeromycetes, Archaeosporales, Ambisporaceae. The record is from the annotation of a GenBank genome assembly.
AUGACAGAUAGUAUCUCUUCGAUUCUCCAAGGUGGAUAUCAUCAUCCGACGAUACGUGCAUGGCAAUCUGAACGUGUUCUCCGAAAAUCCUCGUUAAUGUAUCCGAUUUUUGUGAGUGAUGUCCCGGAUGCUGAGGAAGAAAUUUCUACAAUGCCGGGUCAAAAGAGAUGGGGAGUAAACACACUUCCAAAGCUCUUAUCACCACUGGUCAAAAAAGGGUUAAAAUCUGUGAUUAUUUUCGGUGUGCCCAUUAAAACCCCAAAGGAUGCAACUGGUUCAAGAGCAGACGAUCCAAAUGGCCCGGUAAUACAAACUGUGAAACUGAUUCGUCGUGAAUAUCCUGACUUAUUUGUCGCUUGUGAUGUGUGUCUUUGCGAGUAUACUGAUCAUGGGCAUUGUGGAUGGUUGAAUCAAGAUGGUACGAUUGACAAUAUUGCAAGUGUGAAUCGAUUGACAGAAGUAGCCAUAAAUUACGCGAAAGCUGGCGCUCAUUGUGUUGCUCCCUCAGAUAUGAUGGACGGACGAAUAAAAGAGAUUAAAGCGUCAUUGAUUCGUGAAGGAUUAAGUAAUAAAGUCACGCUUAUGAGUUAUAGUGCAAAGUUUGCUAACGCCGCGAAUUCUGCACCAGCAUUUGGCAAUCGUAAAUGUUACCAACUACCACCGGGUUCACGUGGAUUAGCGCGACGUGCUAUUAUCCGCGAUCUAGGCGAAGGCGCCGACAUAAUAAUGGUGAAACCCGGCCUACCAUACCUAGAUAUUCUCCGCGACGCCAAAGAAUUAAGUCCGAACGUCCCGAUAGCCGUGUACCAAGUGUCGGGUGAAUUCGCCAUGAUUUAUCGUGCGGCCGAGGCUGGCGUUUUUGAUUUGAAGGUGGCUGUUCUGGAAAGUGCAAAUCUUAUUUUGACGUAUUAUACACCACAAUUACUGGAUUGGUUAGAGAACUGA